AUGCUUGGUAAUAACAAAAGGGCAUGGGACUCUAAGAUAGACUUAGUAGUAUGGGAAGAUUGGAUUACUACUAAGAAAUCCAUUGGUAAGUCUCCAUUUGAAUUGGUAUAUGGAAAACAAGAAAAAUUGUCAUUAGGAAAUCUGUUACCAGUUCACAGGUUUAUAGUUGAUGAAGAAGUAGAGUUUUUGAAUCCUAUGGAAGAAAGACUUAUACAAUUUCUUGAGCUUGAUGAAAUUAUGAGAGAGGCUUCAAAACAUAAUUUCAAAAUGCAGCAGCAGGUGAAAGCCCUACACGAUAAAAAAUAUAAUGACAUAAAAUUUAAGGAAGGGGAUUGGGUACUUGUAUGGAAUGCAAGAAAUCAGGAUAAGGGAAAGCAUGAUAAAUUUGAGGCACUCUAUAUUGGACCAUUUGUGAUUUUAGACAAAGGAGAAGACUCGUACUAUUUAUAG
Cryptomeria japonica (Japanese cedar) is the source of this 450-nucleotide messenger RNA. RefSeq lists its product as uncharacterized. NCBI's taxonomy places the organism in Eukaryota, Viridiplantae, Streptophyta, Pinopsida, Cupressales, Cupressaceae. The transcript has a single exon. The coding region runs from base 1 to 450 and encodes 149 amino acids. The record is from RefSeq and is a predicted model, not a curated record.